Dendrobium catenatum is the source of this 2040-nucleotide messenger RNA. RefSeq lists its product as uncharacterized. The transcript is spliced from 6 exons. The record is from RefSeq and is a predicted model, not a curated record. The coding region runs from base 1 to 2040 and encodes 679 amino acids. Gene Ontology annotation, molecular function: nucleic acid binding; zinc ion binding. NCBI's taxonomy places the organism in Eukaryota, Viridiplantae, Streptophyta, Magnoliopsida, Asparagales, Orchidaceae.
AUGGAUGCUCACCGACAGCACCCUGAUUUCCGCAUUGUUCUCGACUAUCUCUCCCUCCAUACUGCCUUCAGCCCUUUUGUAGUAUGGCAGGGAGAUUGGUUUUAUACCAUGGUCGAUGACUAUAGGUGCAAUCAGCAUCAUCUUGGUAUCAGAGCGAGGAUGGCAGAAGGGAGUAACCGGGUGGCUGUCGGAGAUGCAAACAGCUUAGAAGCCCUUUGGGCGGAGCACACCAGUUUGGUGAAACAAACCAACGAACUCGCUACAGAUAUGUAUCGGCUCUUUGGGGAAGUGCGACGAGAACUGAGAAUGAUCAAUGCUCGUUUAGAUCGGAAUCAAGCCGCUCGUGCAGAAGGUCAGGCUACCUUGCCGGUCGCGAGACGUGGAUUCGUGGUCGAUAGAGAUCAUCAUCGGAACACUCAGACACAGGAAGUAACAGACUCCGAAGAAGAGCUUGAAGGUGGUCGUUCUGUGCAAUUGCAUAUUGAAGAUUACCUUGAUUGGGAGAGGGCAGUCGAGACCUUCUUUGAGUACAUGGAUAUUGAUCCGGAGAGGCAGGUGAAGUAUGUUGCCUGUAGGUUGAAAGGGGGCGCUAGUGCUUGGUGGCAACAAGUCAUUCAAUCCCGCAGACGGGAAGGCAGGGGAGCAGUGCGGAGUUGGUUGCGGAUGAAACAACUACUCCGAGACCACUUUUUACCAACUGAUUAUGAACAGAUGUUUGCUCGAAAUAAUCUCAAUGAAUCGGAGAACAAACUGGUUGCACGAUAUAUAGGAGGAUUGAGAGAUUCCAUCCAAGACAAAUUAGAAUUAAACACGGUCUGGUCAUUAUCACAAGCAGUAAAUUAUGCUCUUAAAAUUGAGCUGCAAUCAAAGAGGCAUUCAGCCAAUCGGAAAAUUCGGAGGAGCUGGGAACAACCUGUUGAAACUAGCAAGGUUAUUGUGCAAAACUCAAACACUUACAGCAAACCGGUGGCAAAUCCAACGGCAGUGGGACAACCGCAGGCACCUGGUCCAAAGGCAUUUGAGCCCAAGGGAAAUAUGAGAUGCAAGGUACCAGUGAAAGAGAAUCAUUAUGUUAGACCAACUACUUUAAAAUGUUUUCGAUGUUUUCAACCGGGCCACAAAUCAAACGAAUGUCCCACUCGUGCUCACCUACAGUUAUUGGAUGGAGAAUUGGAAGAAGAUGAAGGCAAUGUUACAGAGGGUGUCGUAGAGGAGAUUGAAGACGUGGCCGAUGAUGAUGGUGAACCUGAUGCAAAGGUUACCAGCUCUCAAAACAUACUAUAUUCUGUAUCUGGCAAGAACUUGCUGAAGGAAUGGAAGGAGUCCUUCUGUAUCAUGGCCUUGGUUAUUAAAGAGCAAAACGAAUCCCCACCUCCAGUCAAAAUUCCUAAAAGUAUUGAUUUGUUGUUGCAGCAAUUUUCUGAUAUAGCUCCACCGAAACUGCCAUCCGGACUUCCACCUAUGAGGGCAAUUCAACAUCAGAUUGAAUUUUUACUGGGCUCGUCAUUACCGAACCUACCUCAUUACAAAAUGAGUCCCAACGAACAUAAGGUUCUGCAACAAAUCGUGGCUGAAAUGUUGGAGAAACAGUUGAUUCAACCGAGUUUAAGUCCUUGUGCCGUACCAGCUUUGUUAGUACCAAAAAAAGACGGCAGCUGGAGGAUGUGUAUGGACAGUCGAUCAAUAAACAAGAUCACUAUUAAAUUCAGGUUUCCGAUGCCGAGGAUGGAGGAUAUGCUAGACAAGCUAUCAGGAGCACAUGUGUUUUCUAAGCUGGAUUUGCGAAGCGGAUACCAUCAGAUCCGAGUCCAUCUGGGUGAUGAAUGGAAGACUGCAUUCAAAACGCGCCAAGGCUUAUACGAAUGGAAAGUGAUGCCAUUUGGGUUGUGCAAUGCGUCGACCACAUUCAUGCGCUUGAUGAAUGAAAUACUAAAGCCUGCCCUGAAUCGUUGUUGUGUGGUAUACUUCGACGAUAUCCUAGUAUUUAGUUCUUCAUUAGAGGAGCAUAUUGAACACCUUACAAUCAUCUUUGAGAUUUGA